Messenger RNA from Racocetra persica, 487 nucleotides. The record is from the annotation of a GenBank genome assembly. Lineage: Eukaryota; Fungi; Glomeromycota; Glomeromycetes; Diversisporales; Gigasporaceae.
GAAAUACUGUCAUCAAUCGACUACAUCAAUUCUUGAAACCGUUAGUCAACAUUGCAUAAACCUUAAAUAUUUUGAAUGUGAUGCAGAAAUAGGAUCAACGGAUCAACUAAUGUCAAUCCUCAAAUCAUCACCAUUUCUUGAAACGAUAAUCAUUAGAAAUAAGAGAAUUCCAUCGAAUAUAAAUGAUCUAUUACGACAUGUUAAGUUGACCAAAUUACGUUAUUUAGAACUCGAAGGACCAUGGAAAUUUUCACCAGAAUCAUUGGAUGUCUUUCUUAAACGUUCGAAACCACCACUUUAUACCUUUGUGUUGAUUAAUUCCAAAUGCUUUGAAGAUGAUCAUCUUGAGGUUUUAUUAAAACGGUUAAGCGGAACCUUAUACAAGAUUGAUCUUAAAGGAACGCAUAAACGGUUGAGUUUCGACUUAAGAAAACGAACUCGUCAAGUUGUCGAUGAUUUUUAUUAUAAAACCAUGGAUGUUAUAUGA